Messenger RNA from Cylicocyclus nassatus, 565 nucleotides. NCBI's taxonomy places the organism in Eukaryota, Metazoa, Nematoda, Chromadorea, Rhabditida, Strongylidae. The record is from the annotation of a GenBank genome assembly.
AUGAAGUUCGCGCAGAAAGCUAGAACUUCCAGAAAUCAACACUAUCAAAUUAUCAUUGGAAUGUCCGCACUUCAAACUGCACUUAUCGUGCUCCUUUGUGCCUCAAGCGGUUUGACUCAUAUAUACUCAUUCCUACUCUGGCAUCACUACCAUCCAGAAGAGAAAGAUGGCAUCAAGAAAUACGAGAAUAUGACCUUAGCGGAGUUGAAACAAAAGCUGUUGGAUUGGGAGACGGAAAGAAUGGACGAAUUGAAGAAGUCCAUUAAAUCAAGAGAGCAGUUUAAGAAGAAAAUUGAUAAUAUGGCACUGAAGGCUUUGCGAGGACUAGUGAAUGACUACAAAGAGUACAGUGCUAUAGGAAGCAACAAGAAUAUGACCUUGAAAGAAUACUAUAAAGCAUUGCAUGAUUUUGACAAAAAGCAUCCGAGAAGAAUUUGGUACUUCACAAGCUUGCGUCGUCGAAUGGAAAGGAAACUAGCAAGGGAGGCCUACAAGCUCAAAUUCUGAACAUUACUACCUUCUGUGACCAUGCAAAAAUCUGAGUUUCCAUAAAAUUUUGUGCAAC